AUGUUUCCUACAUUUUCAUUUUGGUUUCUUUUACUCCUUAUUUUCAACUUCUGGCCGAAAACAAUUGCAUUCACCUUAGGAAACCAGACUGAUCAUUUAGCAUUGCUCAAAUUCAAGCAAUUAAUAACCAAUGACCCAUAUGGAAUCCUUGAUUCUUGGAAUGGUUCGAGCCAUUUCUGCAAUUGGCAUGGAAUUACAUGCAAUCUGAAGCAUCAAAGAGUUACAAAAAUAAACUUACCUGGAUACAAGCUGCAUGGAUCCUUAUCUUCUCAUGUGGCUAAUCUCUCUUUUUUGAAGAUUGUCAACCUUGCAGACAACAAGUUCUUUGGAAUAAUCCCACAACAGUUGGGUAACUUGUUACAAUUACAAGAACUCUAUCUCACCAAUAACUCGUUUGAUGGAAAGAUUCCUAUAAACUUGACAAAUUGUUACAAUCUUAUAUACUUAAACUUGAGACGAAACAAUUUGAUUGGAAAAAUACCAAUUGAAAUUGGCUUUCUUCAAAAGCUUCAAAAAUUGAGUGUUAGCGGGAACAAUUUGAUCGGAGGAGUCCCAGCAAGCAUAGGGAAUCUUUCAUUAUUAACAGAUCUUUCAGUUCCUUAUAACAAUUUAGAGGGAGAUAUUCCACAAGAAAUAUGCCGCCUCAAAAAGUUGACAGUCAUGGUAUUAUCAGUCAACUACUUGUCUGGCACAUUUCCUCUUUGCAUAUACAAUAUGUCAUCUCUUACUACGAUCUCUGCUGCACAAAAUCAAUUUAACGGCUCUCUUCCAGCCAACAUGUUUAACAACCUCCCCAAUCUCCAAGUGUUUUCAAUUGGUGGUAAUAAUGUCUCAGGUCUAAUGCCCAUUUCUAUUGCAAAUGCUUCUACCCUGACGGUACUUGGUGUCAGCAAAAACUAUUUUGUCGGAAAAGUUCCAAGUUUUGGGAGGCUAAAAUAUCUUUGGUGGAUAAAUUUGGAAAUAAAUAAUUUUGGUUACAAUUCACGUAAUGACUUAGAAUUUUUGAAAUCAUUGAUAAACUGUAGUAAGUUGGAAGUGGUUUCUUUAUCCUAUAAUAAUUUUGGAGGUAGUUUGUCAAGUUCCAUAGGCAACUUAUCCACCCAACUUAGUCGACUAUAUCUUGGGUAUAAUCAAAUAUAUGGGAAAAUUCCUUUAGAAUUAGGAAAUCUAAAUAGUUUAAUUCUCUUAAACAUGCAAGAUAAUCAUUUUGAAGGGAGAAUUCCUUCAUCUAUCAGGAAGCUUCAAAAGCUGCAAGUGUUAAAUUUGGGUGGGAACAGGUUGUCAGGUGAAAUACCAUCCUUUAUAGGAAACCUCAGUCGACUGUUUCGUUUGACUUUACGAAAUAAUAUGUUAGAGGGAACUAUUCCUUCAAGUAUAGGGAACUGCCAAAACAUACAAAUGUUAAACCUUUCAAAAAACAACCUUAGAGGAGUCAUACCCCCAGAGGUCUUCAGCAUUUCAUCUUUAACAAUAGGAUUGUUCUUAUCACAAAACUUUUUGAGUGGCAGCCUACCUGAUGAACUCGGCCAUCUACAAAAUAUUGUGACGAUUGAUGUCUCUAAAAAUCGUUUGUCUGGUAAAAUUCCUAUAACCUUGGGGAAAUGCAUAUGCUUAGAAUACCUUAUUUUGGCAGGGAAUUCAUUCAAUGGAAGCAUACCUCACUCUUUGGAAUCUCUCAAAGUUCUUAAAGUGUUGGAUCUUUCUAAAAAUCAACUAUCUGGGUUGAUUCCAAAAGCUUUGCAAAAUAUUCCUUUCUUUGAAUAUUUCAUUGUAUCGUUCAACAUGUUGGAAGGAGAGGUACCAACUAAAGGUGUCUUUAGAAAUGCAAGUGCAUUUACAGUGAUUGGAAACAAUAAGCUUUGUGGAGGAAUUUUGGAGUUACAUCUACCACCAUGCCCUAUUAAAGGUACAAAACACUAUAAUUUGAAGUUGAUGGCAGGGAUAGUUAGUGUAGUUUCUUUUCUUUUCAUUAUGCUAUCUAUUCUGACAAUCUAUUGGAGGAGGGGAACGAUAAAAAAACCAUCUUUUGAUUCACCAAUAAUUGAUCAGAUGAUUAAGGUUUCGUACCAAAACCUACACAGGGCAACCAAUGGGUUCUCGAAAAGCAACUUGAUAGGAUCUGGAAAUUUUGGUUCUGUCUACAAAGGAACACUUGAGUCGAUAGAAGGAUUUGUUGCCAUAAAAGUCCUAAACCUUACAAAGAAGGGAUCUCACAAGAGUUUCAUUGCUGAAUGUAACGCGCUAAAACAUAUUAGACACCGGAAUCUAGUAAAAAUUCUGACAUGCUGUUCCAGCACAGAUUAUAAAGGAGGUGAGUUUAAAGCUCUUGCAUUUGAGUACAUGAGAAAUGGAAACUUAGAAAGUUGGUUGCAUCCCACAACAGAAAUGACAGAUGAGCCCAGAUCAUUAAAUCUAGAGCAAAGGUUCAAUAUUAUUAUUGAUGUUGCGUCAGCGUUUUGUUAUCUUCACUACGAAUGCGAGCAACCUGUCAUUCAUUGUGAUUUAAAGCCAGCAAAUGUUCUUCUUAAUGACUCCCUGGUAGCACAAGUGAGUGAUUUUGGCUUAGCAAGAUUGGUCUCAAGUGCCAGUAUCUCUCUGAAGCAAAGUAGCACAAUUGGAGUGAUGGGGACAGUUGGAUAUGCACCCCUAGAGUACGGAAUGGGUUUGGAAGUGUCGAUUGAAGGCGACACGUAUAGUUUUGGAAUACUGGUAUUAGAAAUAUUAACUGGAAGGAGACCCACAGAUGAAAUGUUUAAAGAUGAUCAUAAUCUCCAUAAUUAUGUGAAACACUCAAUUCCAAAUCACCUUUUCCAGAUUGUGGACCGGUCUCUUCUCCCCAUUGAAUUAGAAAACAAUAGUGAGAAUGGGAACUCUUGUAGUAUAGAUCCUAAUGUAGAAAAAUGUCUACUUUCAAUAUUUAGGAUUGCACUUUCUUGUUCAGUGGAAUCACCAAAAGAAAGAAUGAACAUGGUCGAUGUUAUAAAGGAACUCAACAUCAUUAAAAGUUUCUUUCCUACCGAGGUUCAACGAAGGCAAGGUGCAUUACAACCACAAAUCACAUGA
This is a messenger RNA of Vicia faba (fava bean), 3063 nucleotides long. The record is from the annotation of a GenBank genome assembly. Lineage: Eukaryota; Viridiplantae; Streptophyta; Magnoliopsida; Fabales; Fabaceae.